AUGAAUUUGGGCUCCAUAAGCGAUAAACUCCCAACGUAUCCCGCGAAUAUUCAAGGCGAACUGCGGCUUAUUCUGCAAACAAAGGAUAUAUUUAUGGUAUGCUACAAACAGUUAGAGGAAUAUCGUCGGUUAGUCAACGAGCAGAAUCGUCUUAUCACGAAGGAAUUUGUGCAGGAGCAAUUACAAGCCGGAGAGGAUGAAAUUGCGGAGCUUAAAAUAGAGCUUGGUGAGGCUGAAAGCAAGCUGGCAGCCCGCUUACGGCACAAUGAAUUACUAGCCGACCAGUUGGCAAGUCAAGGUCUAGGUGCCCUUGAAACAGGCGGCACGGCGCGACACAUGGCUUUAAUCAGGUCUCCGAACAUAAAGAAACAGAUGAUGGCACAGCGCAAAAGCGCCCUUGAUCCGUGUGCAAAUGGCGGAAAAUCUCAGACACACCUCAUAGACAACAUCGCCCUGGCAAUAGACGAAAUUCAUCAGGAGGUACGAACAAAAGUGAAGCCUCUUUUGGACUAUUAUCGGGACCUUUUUUACCUGCAACUGCAUUUUAGCCUGGUUCUUGGACAAGUAUGUAACUAUUGCAUGCCCCUUGUUACGGAAAACAUUGGGUUACUGGAGCGUGUUUUUUUCUGGGCUGAACGGCCAGAAUUCGAACUAAUCCGGAAGGCUUCUGACAUAUCCGACCGACUUAAGGAAAUAUACACGCGAUCACAACAAAUCUAUGGAGUACUGUCGGAAUCAGUAAGAUUCCUGCAGUCAAAGGUCGAACUUCAGAAGUCGCUGGAGACUCGCUUCCACGAACGCAUGGAUGAACAACAGAAACUCAAAGACAAAAUCUUGCUCGAGGAAACCAGAUCAGCGGACAUCGAUGAGAAUGAGCCCAUUGAAAGCUCUAACGACAAUGCCAGGUUUGACUACAACAACAAUAAGGCCCUCAGUGUUACGGGCGAUUCUGAGGAUGGAUCUACAGCAGCCGUAUGGAACAAGCAGUUGCAAGAUCUGAAACGGGGACGGAAACGUGGAGAACGCCAAAAAAAGACCAAACGGGCAGUAACGGCCAAUCUAAAAGAAAGAUCAACAAGCAGUGGUGCCGAAACGCAGGAGAACCUCCACAUCCGAGCGCGAUCCUCUUCACAAGUCAGGUCUCCCUCUGUUCCACGGACCAGCCGCAAAAAUUAUACCAGUAGAAGAAAGUCCAGGAGUGAUGUGGUUAAUGACGAUACUGUAUCCGAAGGCCAGGCUUCGAUGGGACGCAGGAUGAAAACAGAGGCGUUGAAGACUAGUGCGAAGUCGAGCUCUUCCGAUCAGUCGCUUCAGCCACAUGGUGGAUCCCUAAAGUCACGCUUAUUGGACAGAACCAGAGGCCUAUUUGAUCUGUCGAAGGUUCGUGGAGGUAAAUCAAACCCUUUAAUAACGACCGAGAGUGAAGAAUCAUCGCUGGCCAUGGCAUAUCAACCAGUUGAGGUUAUAGAUGGAAGUGGAGCUCUAACGAGCGUAUCCUCUAUUGACACAUCUUAUUAUAAUGAAGCUAACUCAUCUCGGAAGGAUCAGAACCCACCACGAAUGCAUGAGUCGAGCAAAUCAGGUUCAAAGGAUGGUAAGAGCCGACAAAAACCCAAAGAAAGCAAAAGCGGAAAACAGUGGCGGGAACCCCAGUUGAGACUAGCGUCUAUGGAUGAUGAGAUGCUUGUUUUGAGCGACCAGCAAAAUGGGAGCAACUCCAGAUCGAGCAGGCGGCGAUCAAAAUCUCGACAAGGCCGUAACGAGGCAACGCCAAAUGAUCUAGCUAACUUCCUCACAACCAGCGUUUCGGAGAACCUCCUGAGUUCAGACAGCUCUCUGCUCCCAGACCUGAACUGA
Molecule: messenger RNA, 1857 nt
Organism: Dibothriocephalus latus
Lineage: Eukaryota; Metazoa; Platyhelminthes; Cestoda; Diphyllobothriidea; Diphyllobothriidae
Source: the annotation of a GenBank genome assembly